AUGGCGUUAGCGAAUAACUUGACCGCGAUACUGAACUUACUUGCGUUACUAUGCUCAAUACCUAUAACGGUGUCAGGGAUAUGGCUUGCCUCAAAGCCUGACAACGAGUGUGUCAAUCUCCUCCGUUGGCCUGUUGUCGUCCUCGGCGUUCUCAUCCUCGUCGUCUCCGCUUGCGGCUUCAUCGGCGCCUACCAUCACAAGGAGACUCUUCUGGCUGUUUACUUGUGCUGUAUGGCGAUACUGAUCGGACUUUUGCUGGUGGUUCUGAUAUUCGCUUUCGUGGUGACCCGACCCGACGGGUCGUAUCAAGUUCCGGGUCGAGGUUACAAAGAGUACAGGCUUGAAGGGUUCUCGAAUUGGCUGAGAGAGAACGUUGUGGAUUCAAAGAACUGGGGGAAUAUAAGGGCUUGUCUGGCUGAUACAAACGUUUGUCCUAAGCUCAGCCAACAGUUCAUCACCGCUGAUCAGUUCUUCUCUUCCUCUUCCAUCACUCCUCUCCAGAGGUUCUUCACUUACGUGGAUCAUUCCUCUGGGUUCGGUCAGGCAGCAGUCCAUUUCAUCCGGGAAGACUAUACUUGGGUUGGGGACAAGGCCCAACAUCCAAUAUCGUAUUUAAUGACAAGAACUGACAGUUCUCCCCGCCUGUCGUCGAACCUAUGAGUAUAACAAUUGGCUCACAAAGUCUUUACCAAACUGCUUCCUCAUCCCGUCCGCAAAGCUUAUUGUUUAACUUUUUAAAGCAAAUAUUGACCAAAGUGAUUGCUAUAAAUAUCCUAUUUUUAGUUACAUUUGAAUAGAAUCCCGUGC
Eruca vesicaria subsp. sativa (arugula) is the source of this 807-nucleotide messenger RNA. The record is from the annotation of a GenBank genome assembly. NCBI's taxonomy places the organism in Eukaryota, Viridiplantae, Streptophyta, Magnoliopsida, Brassicales, Brassicaceae.